AUGUCGAGCGCCCAGGCGAAUCCGACGCGUGUAACGCGGGGUCCUUACCUCCAGAAAUCGUGUUCCAACUGCAAGCGCCGAAAGCUUGGAUGCGACGGGCUCCGACCAGUGUGUACCCGAUGCAGCCGACAUCCGCCCAGAGACGGAGCUCCCUGUCUCUAUGCGACGGAGCUGAGCACGGGUGGACGUCUGACUCGCCACGCGAAGAUCGACGUCAAGCUCACGCAGGAUAUCCUGAAUGACUUCCUGCUCAAGUUCUCAGCGACUCAGUUCUGCUUUAUCGACACGCAUACACUCAAGAACAGCUUCCGACCUUUAGGGUACAUCGUUUAUCUCUGGGCCCAUCUCAACUCGCACACACGUCCGCCCGAAUCGCCCUACCGUAUCACCCAGAUUCUCGCACAGAUAGCCGAACACGCCGCCCGCCAGCUCGAUAGCACGCGGUCUCAUGCGGCACCGGAGAUGCUCAGUCUCAUUCAAACGGAAGUUUUGCUCUCGCUCUACUUCCUCGAGACCGGGAGACAGACGGAGGGACAUUUGCACUGCGCGGCGGCCACGUCGCUCGUUCUCACCGGUCGCCUGCACCUCCUUGGCGGAUCGCAGGAGAGCGUUGAUCCGGUCGGUGUCAGCCGCACGGCCCCGAUCGUGCGGUCGGGGGCGCGCACAUUCGAGCUGCACAACGCGUUUUGGAGCGUGGUCGUCUUGAACUGUUAUUGGGUGUGUGCGGCUGGCGUGCCCUCGCUCAUCCCCCAUGGUGCACCGAUCAGUACCCCCUGGCCAACGGCGGCUUCUGUUGCUGGGAUGCAAUCUUUGCCAGCAGACGACGACGUAACUGGCCAGUCGGCGCUGACACUUCUCGUCAAGGCAUCCAUCCUCUUUGAACGCAGCAUGGCACUUUCGCGCAAGCCUCUGACUUCGGAUGAUCUGUUCAUCCUCUCUCAGCGCAUGGUCACCUUCCGUCGCUAUCUCCCGGACAUCGAAACCGCCUCUCCAACGGUACAAAUGUCGCUGCUCACGCACCUGAUGAUCGACUGCGCCAUUCUCCAGCUGCUCAAUUCGUAUGCUUUGACUGCGGCAGACGCGCAGCACAUGUGCGCGCAGUCCGUCUCGACAGUCCGUGCGAACUUGGAGAUAGUGACGGCGCAUGCGGGAUCCUGGGAAUACGUGGAUCCCAUCUUCGGCACCCUCCUCCAAGGGUUCAUCCGUUUUCUCGAUUCGGCCACAUUCCUGUCGAUGCAGAAUCCGGCCCGGGAAGCCGCGCGGCGGGCCAUGCAGGUGUUGGGUCAAAAAAGCCUUUGUGUUCAACGGCAUUUGGCUACAGUUGAGUUGUGACUGUUAGAUUGCUGGUUUGAGUUUUUAUGUAGACUACAUUAUGUUAUGGCUCUCGAAGCCUUAACAAUUCUCAUAAUAUAUGAUUAUGCAAGUUGCUUGCCUUUU
Molecule: messenger RNA, 1437 nt
Organism: Mycena citricolor
Lineage: Eukaryota; Fungi; Basidiomycota; Agaricomycetes; Agaricales; Mycenaceae
Source: the annotation of a GenBank genome assembly